Messenger RNA from Pogoniulus pusillus (Red-fronted tinkerbird), 1444 nucleotides. Its product is annotated as histone PARylation factor 1. Gene Ontology annotation, cellular component: nucleus. Gene Ontology annotation, molecular function: histone binding; poly-ADP-D-ribose binding. Gene Ontology annotation, biological process: regulation of protein ADP-ribosylation; DNA damage response. The record is from RefSeq and is a predicted model, not a curated record. NCBI's taxonomy places the organism in Eukaryota, Metazoa, Chordata, Aves, Piciformes, Lybiidae.
CGGCAAGGUGCCUACAUGGGCAGAAACGGGUUUCGUGCCUCUCGCCGCCGUCCCCUCAGCGGGCGAAGGCCUAGCCAGCCGCUGCGCGGGCCCGCCCGCCGCCUUCCCCGGGCCAGCAGCCAAGCUGCCCGCGCCCUGAGGGACGGCCCCUGCGCCACCUGCGCAGCCGCUCCUCCCGCCGCCCCCAGAGCGAGCCUGCCGGAGGGGCUGGCGGACGCGCACCGGCGGCUGCGCAUGCGCGGAGGCGCGGAGCACGACCUCGGAAGCGGCGGGGGGCGCGAUGCGGCCGGCGGGAGCAUGCCGGGCGGCGGGAAGCGGAGGCCGCGCGGGGUGGCGGGCCCGGCCGGCGAGCAGUGUGACAAAAAUGGAGAUGUCAAGAAGAGAAGGUCACAUCAGGCAGACGUCCCUGACAGUCUUUAUCAAGAAGCAGAAACAUGCUAUCGGCUUAGGCUGCCUGAAGACUUCUAUCAGUUUUGGAAGUUUUGUGAGGAGCUAGAUCCUGAGAAACCGAGUGAUGCACUUGUGUCAAGUGUUGGUCUUCGGCUUGUUGGACCAUACGAUAUCCUUGCUGGAAAACACAAAAAAGCAAAAUCAGCAGAUCCAAACUUCAAUCUUCAUUGGAGAUUCUUCUAUGAUCCUCCAGAAUUUCAGACUAUACUUGUUGGGGAUAGCAAAACACAGUAUCACAUGGGAUAUUUCAGGGAUGUGCCAGAUGAGCUUCCAGUGUGGGUUGGUGCAAAUGAAGCUAAGAAAGGCUGUGUGAUUUCACAAGUUGGUGAUAAUGUCUUUGCUGCAGUCAAAUUAUUUUUGUCCAAAAAACUUAAGGAAGUGACUGAUAAAAAGAAAAAAGCUAUUUUGAAAGAUAUAGAUGAAAAAAUAGCAAGAACAGCAAAAGAACUGGGCUAUUCUCUGGAACAAAAAACCAUGAAGAUGAAACAGAGAGAUAAGAAAGUGGUGACCAAAGCAUUUCAUGGAGCAGGCUUGGUUGUUCCUGUAGAUAAAAAUGAUGUUGGAUAUAGAGAACUUCCUGAAACAAAUGCUAACCUUAAAAAAAUUUGUAAGGCCAUAGUUGAUGCUCCUACAGAUGAUGAGAGACUGAAGGCCUUUGCCCCUAUCCAAGAAAUGCUGACCUUUGUUCAGUUCGCUAAUGAUGAGUGUGACUACGGAAUGGGGUAUGAACUGGGUAUGGACCUGUUUUGCUAUGGAUCACAUUACUUCCAUAAGACCGUGGGCCAGCUGCUGCCCCUGGCGUACACCCUGCUGAAGAGGAACCUCUUUGCCGAGAUAAUUGAGGUGCACUUGGCCAGCCGCCGGGAGGAGAAGCUGGACCAGCUGUUGCCCUGACGUGCUGGGCGUCCUCGGGCCUGGGAUUUCCUUCGCUGUGUGUUUUUCCCCUGUAGCGGGUGGUAGUGUCCCCCACAGGCAGUAAAGCUUUUGUAAUGAA